Molecule: messenger RNA, 1029 nt
Organism: Nannizzia gypsea CBS 118893
Lineage: Eukaryota; Fungi; Ascomycota; Eurotiomycetes; Onygenales; Arthrodermataceae
Product: alanine-glyoxylate aminotransferase 1
Exons: 3
Coding region: 1-1029 (342 amino acids)
Cellular component (GO): peroxisome
Molecular function (GO): L-serine:pyruvate transaminase activity; L-alanine:glyoxylate transaminase activity
Source: RefSeq, a predicted model, not a curated record
AUGUCUACGCAAGCACAACAUCCCACCGUCCUCAUCCCGGGGCCCAUUGAAUUCGAUGAUGCCGUUCUCCAGUCCAUGUCGACCUACGGGGAGAGCCAUGUUGGACCGGCAUUCGUGAAGAUUUUCGGCGAGACGCUGACGAUGCUGCGACAGCUGUUCCAGACAAAGGCCGCAGCAUCACAGCCGUUCGUGCUCGCCGGUUCAGGGACGCUGGGCUGGGACUUUGUUGCGUCGAACUUGAUCGAGCGUGGUGAAAACGCCCUGGUGCUGCAUACCGGCUACUUUGGUGACUCACUCUCGGCCUGUCUGCAGACGUACGGUGCAAAUGCAACACAGAUCAAGGCACCCAUUGGAGACCGACCGUCUCUCGAGGAGAUUUCCAAGGCUCUGCAGGAAAAGGAGUACAAGGUCCUGACCGUUACACAUGUCGAUACCUCUACCGGCGUGCUGAGCGAUAUCAAGGCCAUCACGGAAGUUGUCCGAAAGGUCAGCCCCAACACGCUUGUUGUUGUUGAUGGUGUGUGCUCGGUGGGGUGCGAGGAGAUUGCCUUUGACGAGUGGGAUCUGGACGUUGUGCUCACAGCCGGUCAGAAGGCCAUUGGCUGCCCCCCAGGUUUGAGCAUCCUGAUGCUCUCUGGCCGCGCCAUGGACCGCGCAAAGAACAGAACCACCCCUCCGGCAAGCUACUACGCUUCGAUCCAGAACUGGUUGCCCAUCAUGCAGAACUACGAGGCUGGCAAGCCGUCUUACUUUGCUACCCCUGCCACUCAGCUGCAGCUGGCUACCAAGGAGGAGAACCAGGCCAAUGCCAUGACGGCCAUUCGUCUUCCCGAGAGCCUGACUCCACCUGACGUCCUUCCUAAACUCUUCCAGAAGGGCCUCGUCUUUGCCGGUGGUCUGCACAAGGAGAUUGCCUCCAAGUACAUUCGAUUUGGCCACAUGGGAGUCAGCGUCACUGACCCUAAGCGAGACGACAUCGACAAGGCCAUUGCUGCUCUCAAGGAGGUCUUUGCCGAGGUCAAGAAGUGA